Raphanus sativus (radish) is the source of this 451-nucleotide messenger RNA. RefSeq names its product glutathione S-transferase DHAR3, chloroplastic-like. Lineage: Eukaryota; Viridiplantae; Streptophyta; Magnoliopsida; Brassicales; Brassicaceae. Bases 11 to 367 code for a protein of 118 amino acids. Gene Ontology annotation, molecular function: glutathione dehydrogenase (ascorbate) activity. The transcript is spliced from 3 exons. Gene Ontology annotation, biological process: protein glutathionylation; ascorbate glutathione cycle; cellular oxidant detoxification. The record is from RefSeq and is a predicted model, not a curated record.
AGAAAGAAAAAUGAUAAGCCUGAGGUUUCAAGCAUGCACCGUCGCUGUUUUAUCGGAGUCGGUCAGCCGCGCCGGGUUUACCAGACGUUACGGUACGACUAAACCGGGAUGGACAUGGACUCGUCGGUUUGGGACGACGGCGAUGACCGCGAGUCCUCUGGAAAUCUGCGUCAAAGCUUCCGUCAUAACACCAAACAAGCUUGGAGACUGCCCUUUUUCCCAAAGGGUGUUACUCACUCUGGAGGAGAAGCAUGUACCUUAUGACAUGAAAUUGGUGGAUUUGAUUAACAAGCCAGAGUGGUUCUUGAAAAUUAGUCCAGAAGGUACAUGGAUUCUGAAACCUACAGUGGUUGUGCGGUGGUUAUGACGUCACUUGAUACAUGGCAACCAAUCAACCAUCGUUAUCAGAUAACGCUUAAGACUUAUUUUCUUCUAAUGAAUUACUUCUAUA